AAAUAAAAUUAGCAAAUUCUCAUUUAUUUAUCGCUUUAAUUGAUAUUAUUAGUCGAUAACUAAUGAUGAGGGCGCUUGAUAUAUUCUUACUACACACUCAUUAUUUAUUAAUAACAUUUGUACAUUCGCAAAAAGAAAAGUCGAUGUAUAACUCAGGUGAAUCGGCAACGCUAAGAACAUCUAGUGGACGCCUUCAGAUCUUUAUUAAUCAAUGGCUGUUCGUAUGUUCUCCAGAAUGGAAAAGUGAAGACAUUUUGGUGCUCUCCCGUUGUCUGAAUAUUGAUAAGAUCAUACACUCAACCCCUUUAUUACCGUUCAAUACUCUUGCCGUCCAAUUUUCAGGAGUGUGCAGUGGCGAUGAGAGAUGUUUAGAAACGUGUGAAGAUCACAGAUGGAGCAUCAAAAAUAUUUCGGAUAGAUGCCGCACUAUUGAAUUUAGUGAUCGAUCUACGAAGGAACAUUUAUUAUCAGUUCAACCAGAUGCAAUGAAAGAAAGCAAAUUGCUAGCUAAUUCGGUAACUGUCGUUAAGGAUGAAGUAAAAACUGAAACAUCACCUAUAGUUGAUGUUGUCAUCUUCUUAGUUUGUCUAAUAGCUUUAAUAUUAAUAAUAACAUGUUUGGUAAUCUGUAAACGAAGACAAACAAAAGGAAGACGGAUUUAUAGCACGUUUCCAACGUCUUUGUCGAGGUUUACCAGGAAUAAGAAAUUAGGUCAAACGGUAGUUCCACCUAUUUUGACGGAGAAACCCUUGAACUUAGCCAUCGAUAAAGACAUUAUCAUUAAAGAGGAAAAUUAUGUGGCGGAACCAGAGCGCUUGGACGGCGAUUUUCGACAGGCUAUCUAUUACGAGAUGGCCAUAGAAUUAGACCGAAUGGUGAGAGAUAGAGUUGCCAGAGCGUUACCCCCACCAAAUUCAAAACCCAGAAUUUAUGCAAUUGCAGCACCUCCAGCUAACAUUAAUGAUAGUGCAUUUGUUUCCCCCGAAUCCGAGUGUAAUGAUUUGUCAAGAAACGAUAGACAAGUUUCCUUUACCGCAAAAGAAUCCAAACAAAUUACUCGCUCUCUAUCGGAUCAUGAAUUUAAACGUAAUUUCAAUAUGGAAGUGGGUAUACCCAAAGAAUUUAUUUGCCCUAUAAGUGGCCGUUUGAUGAAGAAGCCAGUAGUUGGAGCUGACGGUCUUACAUACGAUAAGAAAUAUCUCGUAAAUUGUUUAAAGAAAGCCGGCGAAAGUACAGAAGAGUACGGAUUCAAGCCGGAUAAUGUUCUACGAGCUCGAAUUAGGGAGUGGAUGAAAAAGGAGAGAGGAGGAACGACCAUGGCCAAUGAUAAAAGAGGAGAGACGAUAUAAUAAUUAGCCUGUCAACAACAGUGGUUCCCAAAAUAUUUAUCAAACAAAAUCGCCUUGGCGACAUCUGACUUAUAUUUGUAAUGCUGUCUGUAUAUAUAUAUAUAUAUACAGUAUAUGAUCGA
Dimorphilus gyrociliatus is the source of this 1471-nucleotide messenger RNA. The record is from the annotation of a GenBank genome assembly. NCBI's taxonomy places the organism in Eukaryota, Metazoa, Annelida, Polychaeta, Dinophilidae.